Molecule: messenger RNA, 1664 nt
Organism: Cucurbitaria berberidis CBS 394.84
Lineage: Eukaryota; Fungi; Ascomycota; Dothideomycetes; Pleosporales; Cucurbitariaceae
Product: phosphoglycerate mutase-like protein
Exons: 6
Coding region: 93-1664 (523 amino acids)
Biological process (GO): dephosphorylation
Molecular function (GO): phosphatase activity
Source: RefSeq, a predicted model, not a curated record
CGAAUACCUUAUAUAGACUCGAGACUCGACGCCUCGAAACUCUCGACCUCAUUGUUAUCUAGCCCUACUCUUGCUAAUCUUUCCACGACGCAAUGACUACGCUAAUCCCGAGGCCAUCCUAUUCACGAGAGGAGCUUGACAAGCUUUAUCCGAAAGAGCUUGAGCUGCAGCUCGUACAGAUUCUUCUGCGCCAUGGUGAACGAUCACCAGUAUCUCCACGCUUCCAAAAUACUGGACUACAACCAUAUUGGCCCUACUGCAACUCUGCGCGCCAACUCACGAGCGUGAUCCGGAACACCAAGGACUUCUCACAAUGGGACCAACUCAAAUAUCGACGCCGUCUGGAGACUUUUGGCGCCUACGAUAGCCCCGUCAUUGCAGCCGGCCCCCAAGGAGAAUUCGACGCAAUAUGCCAACCGGGCGAAUUAACAGAUAAAGGCCGCGACACCACGCUUGCCCUAGGCCAGAGGCUCCGCCAUCUCUACGUCGACCAACUAGACUUUAUGCCCAAGCUCAUUGCAAGUAGCGAUAUGAUCUACCUUCGCGCGACACCCAUCCCACGCGCCCUGGAGUCCGUGCAACAAGCCUUCUCGGGCUUCUAUCCGCCCUCUGCCCGUACCGCUGAUUUUCCGCCACCGACGAUUAUUACUAGGACGCCGGCGGAUGAGACGCUGUAUCCUAAUGACGCGAGUUGUAGGCGUUUUGCCAAGUUAAGUAGGGCGUUUGCGCAACGGACUGCUGAAAGGUGGAAUGACACCGAGGACAUGGAGUAUCUGAGCAAAUUGUUCUCCAAGUGGAUGCCUGGGAAAGCGAAAGUCGCUGUGGACUCUCACCCAAGAUUGUCAGGCAUCAUGGACACGUUAAAUGCGACGGAUGCUCAUGGUCCGGAAACGAAAUUGCCGAAGGAGUUCUACACCCCCAAGGCCCGCGCAAUCAUCGAUAAGAUUGCCGUCGAGGAGUGGUUCCAGGGAUACAACGAGUCUGCGGAAUACCGUAUGCUCGGUAGCGGAGGUUUGAUGGGCGAUAUCACAUCACGCAUGACCGGUAGCGUGGAGCGCAAUGGCAACGACGGGCUUGUUGAAAUCGGCGGCAAUGAUGGAGAACUUGGCAAAGGUCGUGGUGGCGAAACAGACAUCAAGUUCGCACUUUCAGGAUGUCACGACACGACGUUGGCCGGCGUACUCACUUCUCUCGGUGCAUUUGAUGGCGAGAAUUGGCCCCCAUUUACGAGCCACAUUGCCUUUGAACUCUUUAGUAAACGCGCCGCAGCAGGUUUGUCCAGGCCCGCGCCGACUUUGCAACGACAGUCCAGCUCCAAGAAUCCGAGCUGGUGGUCGUCGCUUUUCGGCAGCACAAAGCCUUAUGAGGAAGCAUCGGUCGCACCAGAAGGUAUUUCCCGCAAGCCCAUUACAGAACUUACGCAGGCACAGCGAGAAGCGCUGCAAGGGUACUAUGUCCGCAUCCGCUACAACGAUAAGAUCAUGCAAGUUCCAGGGUGCAAACCGGAAGGCAAGCAUUUAGAUGGCGACACAACCUUUUGUACUUUGGAAGCGUUCAAGUCCAUUGUAGACAAGUACACGCCGAAGAACUGGAAAGCCGCUUGUACAAGCAGGUUGGAUGAACCAGCAUUCCCAGACAAGCCGGAGCCUGCUGGCUACGAGUAA